AGACAACGAUACUCUUUAUCUCUUUCUCUUCUUCUCCCCCACCACAGAACAACAACGAAAUUGACAAGAGCAGGAUGACCAGAAAUUGUGAACGGCUCAGUUGGGUCGGAUCGAGGAAGAAACCCAACGACUCUCCACCAUUGUCAAGAGGCGAACCCACGGCGGAGCUUCUCUUCCUUGGUAGCGGAGACGGAGAAGACAGAGGAAGAGGACGACGUCGGUGAAGAUAUAGGAGCGAUGGUGGUUUGUUCGUGCGAGACGCUUGCGAAUCAUCUCACCAACUGUGGUUUUCAGGCUACUCCUUUAGGAGAUCGUGUAAUCAAGGCGUUUUAUGAUCAAGGUGGGGAUAAUUCAGCGAAUGAUGGGACUGGUGGUUAUCUAUGGCUGGGACAAAAGAAAGCUUUCCUGAUUCUUGAUGAUGCAGAGAAUGCAGCUAUGGCUGCGGUGGAAGUGGACAAGCUUGACCAUCCCAGUCAAACUAAGGAGAUAGCUUUUAAGAAACAGACUGAGCUAGAGGAGGAUCAUGUCGAUGGUUCCUAUAGUCGAUGAAUCUGAUUUGUCUCUGAAGAAAUCUGAUUCCUGGCUUAUUAUUUAUCAAAUUUUUGUAUCAAACUGCAGUUGUUGUUGUUGUGUUGCUCUAUUUGUAAAACUACAAUGCAAAAAUGGCAUAAUUUUUAUGAAAAUGACUAUUGUAUUUGUAUCUAUUAUGUUUUUAUGGAUACA
Molecule: messenger RNA, 723 nt
Organism: Raphanus sativus (radish)
Lineage: Eukaryota; Viridiplantae; Streptophyta; Magnoliopsida; Brassicales; Brassicaceae
Exons: 6
Coding region: 238-549 (103 amino acids)
Source: RefSeq, a predicted model, not a curated record